This is a messenger RNA of Zerene cesonia (dogface butterfly), 4199 nucleotides long. RefSeq lists its product as uncharacterized. The transcript is spliced from 21 exons. The coding region runs from base 376 to 3717 and encodes 1113 amino acids. The record is from RefSeq and is a predicted model, not a curated record. Gene Ontology annotation, molecular function: calcium ion binding. Lineage: Eukaryota; Metazoa; Arthropoda; Insecta; Lepidoptera; Pieridae.
GUUUGCUUCAAGUUGUGUUGCGCGCGCCGGUAUUUGUAAUAUGGCGUAUUAUAAACGACAGAAAACAGUUUGAAAACUUUUUAUUCAAUUAUAUACAAGUGUUUAAUGUAUAGAAAAAUACAUACAUUGAAAUAAGUGAAAUAUCGUUUAAUUGUUAUCAGUUUGUGUAAGCGGAACUUAUGUGAUGGUGUGGUGAAAGUUUCUUGUGAGAAAUAAGAAAAUGUGUGACGUUUUUUGCUACAUUUAACAUACUUUUGAUUUGUUUUUUUUAAUCAUUUAUUUACCAUCGCUCAAGAAACCCACACAAAUGUAACAGCGGAUAGACGCGGAUGCACGUGACAGAUGUGUCAGACUUGCGUGUGACAGCUAAACAAGAUGGCCGCUGGGAAAUGGCGGGCGCGGGGCGGUAUCGGCGCGGUUCUGUUCGCCAUACUUAUACAGGUUAUUAAUGGUUACGAAGAAAUCUACACUAUAUCCCAAUUGUCACCGAAAUCAGCAUCAGACGAGAGAUCGCAUCAAGAUGUCGUCCGAACGCAAGUAGAGAAUAUUGCAUUUAGAAUAGAACCUAGCGCUAAGUACGACGACCAAUUGGACUUCACACCGGAAAACAUCAUCGACGAUGUAGAAAGUGAGAAUCAUAUCAUUCUAGAAAGAUCCAUAGAACCUAGUAGAGGAUCGAGAUCAAUUAAUGUUGAAGAGAUACCAUCGACGAACAACAACGAAAUCGACAAUGAAAUACAAUCGCACAACAAGCGGAAAUACUACGAGAUAUUACCAACGAAAACCAUUGAUUAUUACAAGGACGAUGGAGCCAUCCUUCUGUCGUCCGGCUUCGGCGAUAAGUUAGACUUCAAGUUUCCGGGGGAAGGGAAGCGGGCUCCGAAGGGGCGUGCACUAGCACCGUCGGAGCCCAAAAUACGGGCCAGUGCAGUGCAACCUAUAUUCGCGACAGCCACCCUUAAAGAGCAGGGCAGGCAGAAUACGGAAAUACAAAACAUAAUAACCGGUAUAGUCAAGCUUCUGAACGGUAACGUCAACGUUCAAGCGAACUCCCAGCUGUUGAAUGGAAGGCCUCGCCCGAUGGCGUCCAGGAUUAACAACCGUGGACCACCUCGCAUAUCUGAUGUGCCUCCCAUGCCAGAUUACGAUAAACCCAUCACGCCACCCACACAUUCGUUCCUUCCAACCAAAACACCACCUCCCUAUCCUUUCGAUCGACCUCAUGGUGUCAAUUUACCAGAUCAAAUUGGUCCACCCAUGAAUCGACCUUUCCACCGACCGAUACCACCUUGGCAGAGGCGACCACGGCCUCCGAAUAGACGUCCGAACCCUGCACUUCCAAUAUACAAGCCCACUCUCCCCCCACUCCCCGAUAUACCAGAUAUAGAAGAGGAAGAAGAAAUGGCAAGUGAGAAUGAGAGCCAUUCAGAGAACAAAAUACAUCACGACGAGUUUUUGCCGCACAUAACUGUAGAAACAACAACAGAACUCAAAAACGUAACAGAAGCAAGUGAUAGCGAGCUGACCACCGACACUGCUAGCACAUCGACAACAACAACCGAAUCAACAACAACAAGCACCGAGGCAACAACAAAAACAACAGAAAGAGUAACGGAGACAACACCGAAGGCGACAACGGAGAAACAAACGGAAUCAUCGACGAGAAAAACGGAAAAAACAACACAAACAACAACAGAGAGAACCGAGACAACUGUCAAAACAACGGAAAAGCCGAAAGAUAAGAAAAAAGACACGUUCGAUAAGGAAAAGAAAGAUAACUUCAAAUUGAACGAAGUCACGGAGAAACCGAUUAAAAAUGACACUAUAAUAGAUAUAAUACAACCAUCUAUGAGUGAGGUUACUCCAGGCUUCAUUAUCCCCACUCCAACUGAAACCUUGGGGGGUAGUACAGCAUCUGAGUCAUCUGUAUCUGUAGCUAUAGAGAAAACAUCGAUUAAUACUCAACCUAUACCAACGUCCCCAUCAAUACCCUACUCUCCGUACCGACCACGCCCCGGGAUAGUUCUAGACGACACGGAUUUCAAGCCCCACGGCACUAGAUUCAGACCCGAGGCGUCUGUGAUAACAGCCGACACACGCUUGCCCGGAUAUGGGGAGAUAUUUGACGUGACGGUUUCAGCUAUACAGGGACCCGGAGAGAAGGGGGGGGCAGUUCAUAUAGAAAACAUAAAUAUACACGAGAAUCACGACGACAUUAUCGUAUCGCCGUCCGGCGAGCAGGGCUUCGUCUCCAUCGACGGCAAGCGGACUUACCUCAACCUGUUCGACACCACCAGUAGCGUCAGCGCCACCAGAGUGCAGACACCGCAGCAUACCACGCCCCCCCAAUUACCCGCAAGCCCCGCUAUGGGUACAGGGGUAGCUAUACCCGCGGACGACGUCCCUCCGCCCCCCAGGAGGCCCCAACACCGGCCCCAGCAGGCGUACAGGCGCCCCCAACCCACCGUGCGUAUCGACACUUGCAUCGUGGGUGAUGAUUCUACGUGCGAUCAGGCGCAGAACGAAAAGUGCAGGACCGAGGCUGGCAUAUCGAGCUGUCAGUGCCGGCCGGGCUACGCGAGGCGAACCCACCGCGACCCGUGUCGGCGGGUCGUGUCUCUACUACUGAACCUGAGGGUGGACAGGCUGUAUGAUAGGAAGGUUGCGUGGGAUGACAAGUUAGCUGAUAAAGAUUCAGACCCGUACCAACAAUUGAGCUACGAAGCUGUUAGAGCUAUAGACUCGGCGUUCUCAAUGACGCCAUUUUCCGAUGACUUCGUUUCCGGCUCCGUGAAUUCGAUCCACCACGGCGAUGUGAAUAACAGGGGCGUGUUCGUCAACUAUACAGUGUUGAUGCAAGAGACGCCGGAGACCCAACGCGCCGCAGUCGCAACGGACAUACAGAAGCACCUGCUGGGCGUGAUCAGGCGGCGCUCCAACAACGUGGGCGCCUCCGCCCUCUGGGUGGACUCGCCCGCCGGCAGCGUGCUGCCUUUGCGAGACGUCGACGAGUGUACCUCCCCGGAUUUAAACGACUGCCACAAGCUAGCAACUUGCACCAACACUUGGGGGGCGUUCAAGUGCACGUGCCCCGACACGACCCUAGACCCGGCCGUGACGCUAACACGCGCCGGCCGAGAGUGCAAACAGUGCAGUGCGUCGCACUGCAACGAGCGAGGCGCCUGCAACUAUAGCAACGGCCAGCCGUACUGUAGCUGCUCGAGCGGCUACUACGGGUCGACUUUCAGUUGUAGAGGGGUGACCCUAGAAGAGAGAAUGCGCUGGGCGCAAAUAGCUGAGGCCAUGGCGCAGGCAAACCAUUAUCAACCUGAACCAGCUCAAAUGGCGACGAGACCGUCUUCGGCUAUGUUCGGAUACCCUACACUGCCACCCGUGCCGUUGCCUAGGAUGGGACUCCACGGCCCGCACAACGGGACACUCAACAUGGUCAAUUCGAGGGCAAAUUCUCAUCACAAUUUGUAUGGUUAUACAAGUCACCUGGCCGCGGAUUCGACCAGCUCGGAAGCGUCCAGCCAUGUCCAGGACAGGGCUGAUCUUUUGGUGCCUAGACCCAAAUCUAGGGCGCGCAGCAUGCAUAAUCAAACCGGUAUAUACUACGACGUUGACUACGAGAACGCCCCAGAGCCCAUCUAUGGGACGAAAGGCAUACCCCUGUCCACUUACACCGUGAGUCGAGGCCCGCCGUUCUAUAGAUAGUGAUUGAUCCGAAUGAUCUAUAGAUCGCCACUAUAUGGAUCACGAUGAUUUAUACGUCGAAAUUAUUGUUAUAACGCAAUGAUUUAAGUUUGCAUCAGAUGAUUUUAUGAAUCACGAUUCAUGCAUCGUGAUUGGUUGAAUCGAUUUAUAUAAAUACAUGAACACGAUUUAAAUGUUAAGAAAUAAUGUUAAUUGUUAUUCGAACAAUAAAAUGAAAUACAACAAAAAUGAAUGAAUAUAUAAAAGAAUGCCUGUACAUUAUAUAAUGGUUUUUCGGAUUCCAAGUUUACAUAAUCUUUUGUUUAUCGAUUAUUAUUCCCUUUAACGCAGGGUGGUUGUUGUGACGUUUUAAAGCAGUACCGAUUCCAGUGUGGGAGAAAGACAGAGCUAGUCACUUCCCCACACUGGAGUAAGUUCUUAAGACGUCACGGUAUCCCUUCCAGAAUAUUAUUUCUUCAUUACAAUUAAUAUUAUUUGUAACG